CUCUGAUUGAAUAGAUCUCCCAGCAGUAUUAGAAUUACUUAACAAUGGCCAAGUAUAGUACUAUCAUCCUUGCUUCAGCCCUUUGCCUGUUGUCUCUCAUCGACAGCGCUUACAGCGAAGAAAAGGCAAAACUCCAGGUUGAAGGCGUAGUCUUUUGUGACAGCUGCCGCAUCCAGUUCAUCACCAGAAUCGACAAGCUUAUUCAAGGGGCAAAGGUGAAGUUGGAAUGCAAGGACCUGGACAGUGGUAGCAUAACAUACAGCAAGGAGGCCGAGACUAACGAGCAAGGAAGGUACUCAAUUGAGGUGGAUAGUGACCAUGAGGAGGAGGAGUGCGAGGUGGUGCUGGUGAGCAGCCCCGACGAGGACUGCAACCAGAUUAGCCACGAGUUACACCAACAGAUCAGCGCGAGGAUUAGUCUCACACAGCACAAUGGAAUCGCCGGACCGGUGCGCAUUCCCAACCCUCUUGGCUUCAUGAAGAAGGAACCUGCUCCUGAGUGCCCUCAGGUGCUCAAGGAGCUCGGACUCACUCCCGAUGGCAACGUUGCAUGAGUCCUCGAUCAUUUCUUACAUGCAUUAUGAAAUAGGAAUCUGCCUCUAAUUAGAGUUAUAUUUAAUAAAUGGGUUUCAUAU
This is a messenger RNA of Fragaria vesca subsp. vesca, 635 nucleotides long. RefSeq names its product olee1-like protein-like. The record is from RefSeq and is a predicted model, not a curated record. The transcript is spliced from 2 exons. The coding region runs from base 45 to 554 and encodes 169 amino acids. Lineage: Eukaryota; Viridiplantae; Streptophyta; Magnoliopsida; Rosales; Rosaceae.